Messenger RNA from Neoarius graeffei (lesser salmon catfish), 3068 nucleotides. RefSeq names its product tripartite motif-containing protein 16-like. The transcript is spliced from 6 exons. The coding region runs from base 83 to 1762 and encodes 559 amino acids. Gene Ontology annotation, molecular function: zinc ion binding; protein binding. Lineage: Eukaryota; Metazoa; Chordata; Actinopteri; Siluriformes; Ariidae. The record is from RefSeq and is a predicted model, not a curated record.
CAGGAAAUGACUUCGCAUUUCAGAGGAAAAGAAACUUAGAGACUCUCUCUCUCUCUGUCUCGCAGUGCAUGAGUUCAGGAAAAUGGCCGAGGCCAGUAUUUCAGUAGAUCAGCUUAUGGACCAGUUCCUCUGUCCAGUUUGUCUGGAUCUACUGAAGGAUCCAGUGGCGAUCCCCUGUGGUCACAGUUUCUGUAAGGUGUGUAUUAAUGACUGCUGGGAUCAGGAUGAUAAGAGCGGAGUUUAUUGCUGUCCUCAGUGCAGAGACACUUUCACUCUAAGGCCUGUUCUACGCAGAAACAACAUGCUGUCUGAAGUGGUGGAGAAACUGAAGAAGACUGAAGUCCAAGCUGCUUCUCCUGCUCACUGUUACGCUGGACCUGGAGAUGUGGAGUGUGAUUUCUGCACCAGGAGAAAACACAAAGCCGUCAGGUCCUGUCUGGUGUGUGUGGCUUCCCUUUGUGAAACUCACUUAAAACCUCAUCUUGAAAUUCCUGCUUUAAAAAAGCACAAGUUAGUCGAAGCUUCUGGAAAUCUACAAGAGAUGAUCUGCUCUCAGCAUGAUGAAGUGUUGAAGAUCUACUGUCGUACUGACCAAAGCUUCAUCUGUUAUCUCUGUACGAUGCAUGAACACAGAGGUCAUGACACAGUCGCAGCUGCAGCGGAAAGAACUGAAAAACAGAGUGAGUUAAAGGAGGAGCAGAUGAAAUCCCAGCAGAGAAUCCAGGAGAAGCAGAAGAAGGUGCAGGAGCUGAAACAGGCUGUGAACACUAUAAAGCGCAGUGCACAGACAGCAGUGGAGGACAGUGAGAGGAUCUUUACUGAGCUGAUCAGCUCCAUGGAGAAAAAGCGCUGGGAGGUGACGGAGCUGAUCAGAGAUCAGGAGAAGGCUGAACUGAGUCGAGCUGAACGACUCCUGGAGCAACUGGAGCAGGAGAUUGCUGAUCUUCAGAGGAGAGUCACUGAGCUGGAGCAGCUUUCACACACACACGAUCACAUCCAUUUCCUCCAGAGUUUCCAGUCUCUCUGUGUCUCUUCUGGACGUGAGGACUCACCCAGCAUCACUGUCAAUCAACAUCUCUCAUUUGAUGGAGUGAGGAAAUCUCUCUCUGAUCUGAAAAAGAGACUCGAGGAAUUCUGCCAGGAGGAAUUCAUCAAAAUCCCUGAACCUGCUGCAGCAGUUCAGAUGAUUUUACCCUCAGAACCAAAGAGCAGAGAAGAUUUUCUGCACUAUUUCUGUGAUCUGACUCUGGAUCCCAACACAGUAAAUUAUUACCUCAUUCUGUCUGAGAAGAACAGAGUGGUGACGCGCAGUGACAGAAAGCAGCCGUACUCUGAUCAUCCAGAGAGAUUUGACUUCUACAAUCAGGUGUUGUGUAAGGAGAGAGUGUGUGGACGCUGUUACUGGGAGGUGGAGUGGAGCAGUGAGGUAUAUGUGGAAAUAUCAGUCUCAUAUAAAGACAUCAGAAGGAAAGGACGGGGUAAAGUGUGUUGCUUUGGACUCUACAGUCAAUCCUGGAGUCUGUGCUGUUCUUCUUCUUCUCUCUCUUUCUGGCACAACAACAUUAAGACUGAUCUCAGAGUUCCAUCCCCCUCCAGAAUAGGAGUGUAUGUGGAUCACAGUGCAGGAACUCUGUCCUUCUACAGCGUCUCUGACACGAUGAAGCUCCUCCACAGAGUCCACACCACAUUCACUCAGACUCUAUACGCUGGGUUCUGGCUGCGUUGUUCUGGAUCAACUGUGAGAUUGUGUGAUCCAAAAUAAAAUAUUAAUGAUUUGUCGUUUUUAAAAUUAAGAUGAACAGCUUUACUUUUAUAUAGAGAGUUUAAGUCCAAUAAAGAUGGAACAUGAGGAAAGUCUUUUACAGACCCUCCAGGAUUUUGCGAUGUUGCGAUUUGCAACUUCAAUGCAAAUUCAACCAAUCCCCGCGAAUUCAGGGCGGGGCUGCAAUUAUAUCCAAUCACCGCAACUUUCCCGCAAAUUUGACAAAUCGUUGGCGUCGUCUUGAGGUGACGUCGACAAACUACCUUCCGCCUUACUUCCGUGUUUCCGUUCAAGAGAAGCAGCAUGUGCGCAGUGUUGCCAGAUUGGGCGGUUUUAAGUGCAUUUUGGUGGAUUUUGAACAUAUUUUGGGCUGGAAAACGUCAGCAACGCUGUGCAAGUCAGUGUUUAUAUAGGCUUAAAUUCUGUUACUGAAAGUGUGUUAUGUUUACAGUGAAGGACUGUGUGCACUUUACUUUUUUUUUUACUUAAUACAAGAAAUUAAUGGAUGCCAACAUUUUUGCCAAAAUGGUAUUUUAUUGUCCAUUGUUUAGGCAGCUUCAGCAUCAUACUGUGAGAUUCUGUUCAAAUUGUUUUUUUUUCUUCUACGAAGCCUGAGCCAUUUAUUUUAUUAGUUUAUAAUUGUUUAAUUUAGUCUUCAGGAGAGACUGCCUGCACACAGUACUAGUAUUAAUAGUUUUUUUUUUCUUACAUGAAAGCUGAGGCAUUUAUAUUAUAUUUUAAGGUAACUUCAUGUUGUGCUGUGAGGUUCUCUGCACUUUAACUUUUGAACCAACAGGUGCAUUUGGAUAAGUAAAGCCUAUUUUUCUGCAUUUUUGUAGUCCUGGUAACCUUUUAUAUUGGUAAAGUUGUUUAUAGGACCAUUUCUCAGUGUCUUGUUUUUUUUUAAUCAAUAGUUUUUCAGUAAUAACUUAAUAUUUAACAUAUCACUCAAUUUUAAUCACAAAAAGAGAAAAUAGCAACAAUUUCUCGCAACUUUCACUUCCUCCCGCAAUGUAAUCGCAACAAAAGCCUAAAAAACACCGCAACUUUCAUCGCAAUUUUUUGGAAAAACCCCCGCAACAUCAGACAUUUUAGCCCGCAACAAUCACAAAAAAGGCCCGCAAAAUCCUGGGGGGACUGCUUUUAGAUUUUCUAAUAUUUAUUUAUAAUAUGAGAUCUUCAUUUCUCUGUCUUUUAGGAGAUUUAAUAUUAUAAUUGUGACCAUUAUAUAAAAAUAAUUAUCAGAACUUAAAAAAAAAAAAUCUGCAUCAUCAUAACUGCUAUAAUUGCUGGCACGUUAUUUUUU